GAAAAAAAGAGCUCCGCCCCCAGUUUCAGCACCUGGCGCUCUAUAGACAGUUGCCUCAGCAGUCGAUUUCAGAGGGGAUUGGAGGAAAACAAGAGGGGGAGAGAAUGUGACAACUGCCGGCUCUGACUGCUUGCCUUGGGGAGGCCUCCCGCACCUGUCCCUGCCUGUCUCUUGGCCAGCGCAGUUGUUGAAUCAGACAAGCAAGAGAAACAGUCUUCUUUGCCAGACCAGAAAACGGUGUGCCUAGGCGAGGGGAGGGGGGGAGCCCAGCUAGGGAGUGAGUGAGUGAACAGAGAGAGAGAGAGAGAAAGCAAGAGAGAAGAGAGAGGAGAAGAUGACUUCUUCAUUCAAGCUGGAUUUUCUGCCGGAGAUGAUGGUAGAUAGCCGCUUGCUAGUUUCCGACAGAAUUAACGGCACAGCUAACAAGAUGAAUGGAGCUUUGGAUCACUCAGACCAACCAGACCCAGAUGCCAUUAAGAUGUUUGUUGGACAAAUCCCCCGUUCGUGGUCAGAAAAGGAGCUAAAAGAACUUUUUGAGCCUUAUGGAGCUGUCUACCAGAUCAACGUUCUCCGAGAUCGGAGUCAGAACCCUCCCCAAAGCAAAGGUUGUUGUUUCGUAACAUUUUAUACAAGAAAAGCUGCACUUGAGGCACAGAAUGCACUGCACAAUAUUAAAACUUUACCUGGGAUGCAUCAUCCCAUUCAGAUGAAACCUGCAGAUAGCGAAAAAUCUAACGCCGUGGAAGACAGAAAAUUGUUCAUAGGCAUGGUUUCGAAGAAGUGUAAUGAGAACGAUAUCAGGGUGAUGUUUUCUCCGUUUGGCCAGAUAGAAGAAUGCCGAAUCCUCCGGGGACCAGAUGGGCUGAGCAGAGUGCCCAGCCUCAAUAUGGAAUCUAGCAGAGGCUGUGCGUUUGUCACGUUUUCGACAAGGGCAAUGGCACAGAAUGCAAUCAAAGCCAUGCACCAGUCUCAGACCAUGGAGGGUUGUUCUUCACCAAUAGUCGUGAAGUUUGCUGAUACCCAAAAGGACAAGGAGCAGAGACGUUUACAACAGCAGUUGGCACAACAAAUGCAACAGCUCAACACUGCCACCUGGGGGAAUCUUACAGGUCUUGGAGGACUUACGCCACAGUACCUGGCUAGAUUAGACAUUAAUAUGGAUUUACAGCAUCGACUCUGGGGACCUUCAUUCCAACACCAGGCAGAAGCAAGAGACUGUAUAAAUCUUCUGCAGCAAGCGACCUCCUCCAGCAACUUGGGUGCCUUCAGCGGCAUUCAACAAAUGGCUGUUCCCCUUUGUGUUUCCUCUGCAGGAAUGAAUGCUUUACAGUUACAGAAUCUGGCAACCCUAGCAGCUGCUGCUGCCGCCGCCCAGACCUCAGCUACUACCACCAAUGCCAACCCUCUCACCACAACAACCGGUGCCCUCGGUGCACUCACGAGUCCAGUGGCUGCAUCGACGGCAAAUUCCACAGCUGGGGCAGCCAUGAAUUCUUUGACUUCUCUGGGGACUCUCCAAGGACUGGCAGGAGCCACUGUUGGAUUGAAUAAUAUUAAUGCACUAGCAGGUACCGUAAACAUUGCAUGUGGAACUCAAAAUCUGGGCCACUGUAGGCCGAGGACGACAAUAUACCUCCCAGAACAACAGAGGCUGGGGAAUGUUGCUCAAAUGCUCUCAGGUAUGGCCGCCCUGAACGGAGGACUUGGUGCGACAGGCUUGACGAAUGGUACAGCUGGCACAAUGGAUGCCCUCACCCAAGCCUACUCAGGAAUCCAGCAGUACGCCGCUGCGGCACUGCCGACGCUGUACAGUCAAAGUUUGUUACAACAACAAAGUGCUGCAGGCAGCCAGAAAGAAGGUCCAGAAGGAGCAAACCUUUUCAUUUAUCACCUCCCGCAGGAGUUUGGAGACCAGGACAUUCUGCAGAUGUUCAUGCCUUUUGGGAAUGUUAUUUCUGCAAAGGUCUUCAUUGACAAACAGACCAAUCUGAGCAAAUGUUUUGGUUUUGUUAGCUACGACAAUCCUGUCUCUGCACAAGCUGCUAUACAGGCGAUGAAUGGCUUUCAGAUUGGCAUGAAACGCUUGAAAGUUCAACUGAAGCGCUCCAAAAAUGACAGCAAACCUUACUGAUCCUUACCCCCAGAAGCUUACUGCUAUUAAUUUAGAUUUCUUAGGGUAAGUCCCUUGAGCGAACCCACCCUCCCUUUGUCGUGGUGGGGGGCCUUGAGAAAAAGACCGUAACAACAACACAUUGCCGACCACCGCCAAAAGACCGCUGUUUUGACAAGACUGCUUCCAUUUUCCCCAACAGCCAAUAAAAGAAACUUGGCUACCCCAACCGAAUAGGUACCAAAUUACGUACUUUCGAUAUUCGUCUUCAUUUUUUUUCUAAAAAGAUUAAUUGUCCUUCAAGAGAAAACCUGCACACGCCCCUGAAAUAGUACUAACUGAAAUUGUCAAGGAAACAAAAUGGGGAUAAUGAAAGCAGUUGUACGUCUGGACCUAGACUUAUCCAAAUGGCACCAGCAAUUUAUAGGAUAUAAUACAGUGGCCGUGGGCCAGGAAAGGAAUUCAUUAAGGAAUGACACCAAUCCUUUUUCAUUCAGUUCGUUUCUUAUUAAGGGGCUUGAAUAAUUUUUUUGUUCUUAGGGCUUCAGAUUGACGUUAUGUUAUAUUAUCCUGUUAAACACUGGUCAUCUUGAUAUAUUUCACGUGUUGGUUUUGUUUUUUAUUUCCAAUUUAUUUUUUAUGUUCUUAGGAGGUUUCUUUUUUUAAUUUUCAGAGCUAGUGUAAAAACAAAAAAAAGACAGAUCUGUUUCUAAAGCUACAGGGUUUAAAAUAAAUCAAAAGAGCGACAAUACUUGAUGUUUCUUGAGAGAUAUACAUUUAAUAAUAAUAAUAAUGAUAAUAAUAACGAUAAUAAUAAUAAUAGAUAACAAAAGAAAGCCACAGGCCUGUAAAUUUUAUUUGUAAAAAGCAUUUCUAUUUUUAUACAAAAAUUUUUACUGCCUCAGAAAUAAUGGAAGUUAUUUAUUGCCUAUUGUUAACUUAUUGGAUAACUAAAGAGCAACUCUUUCCGCUAGCUAGAUCCUUUUGAAGUAGUCUCGAGAGUAUAUGUGCCAAGAAUGGGUGCUUUUUCACGGUUGAAUCCUACAUCUUUUAUGGUUCAUACUUUUAUAUCCUCCUGUUUGUAGUUUUGUCUGGUUGACUUUGUUUGUAAUUUCCAUUAUCUAGUUUAAAGUUGAGUCGUCUUGGACUAUCCUUUCUCUUUCCCGCUACCCUUCCCAACUCUCCCCUACACCGCAACGUUUUCCUUUUGUUCCAUUUGUUGAAACCUUUCCCCUCUGUCCCUGAUUUUUCCUCCCCAAACGAAACAGAAAUCCAUCUUCUCUAACUCCUUCUGGAUGGAUUCCUUUUUUGGGGUCCCCUCAUUGUGCCGUUGUUGUCGACCAAGUGUACAGUUAAUGCAAAUUGCGCAAAUGGCUGAGAGUCUAAUGAUGAAAGAUUUGCAUUAGUUUUUCUCCUGCACCCAUUAAAGAAGUGAUUUUUGUUUUCUGCUGCAUAGAUUCUCCGUAACUUUUUUUCCUCUUCCUUGUUUUUCCCUAGACAUCUUCAUGCCCGUUAGCUCAUCGUUUGCCUAGCAUGUCCCUGUGGCGUCUUAAAAAAAAAAAGUUUCAUCGUCCCGUCAUUGUUUCUGAUGUCUUUCUGACCUCACAUCAUAAUUUGGUUCUCCUACUGACCUUUGAUCUUAUAGUUUGAACCUUUUGAAAUUUUGCAUGUGACCUCAUCUAGCUAUACGAAUUCUGGGAAGUCAAUGUGAAAAGCAUUGCUGCAUUUAUGCAAGGUUGAAAUUUAUUAGUAGUCAAAUUAAGGAUAGGAUUAUUAAACACACACACACACACACACACACACAACCUGUGGCAAAAUGUUUUGUUAGGGCUUUUAUUUGUUCCUUUUCCUUGUUUUAUUAUUUCGUUUCCUUUUUCGUUUUUUUGUGUUUUGAAAAAAAUAUAUAUAAAACAGACUUGAAAGUAUUAUACAGAGAUUGGCAUUCUGGCUGGUCACUGAUGACAAUAGCAAUAUGUGUCCAGAGGCACAGAAUGUUGGUUUCUACCAGACUACUUCCAAAACAGUUUGAAAUGAAGAACUGUCUGAUUUUAAGUCUCUAGAGGUCUGUAAUAGUUUUUACAUUUUUCAGGCAGUGUAAAGUUUUUUGAUAAGGCCAUUUUAGGUGGCUCACUUUCUCAUUAAGAAUAUAUAUAUAGAACCACUUUUUUGUAGAUUAGUAUAACGAGAAAAAAAAUAAAACGAAAUAAAAUAAAUUUACCCUGUUUUAGGGCAAAUGCUACCUAUUUGUGUCACCUUUUGCUGAACUGACUCACAAGUUAGACAAUCCAUGAAUUAAUGCACAUGAAAAUUACCUAUAUUUUAUACUGUUUCAAUGUACAGGAGAAAGGUUACUGUAAGCUGUCGUUCCAUUGGUGCUUCUGUGAAUUCAGUUGUGGUUUCAUCCUGGGUCCUUUGGUCUUUAAGUGUUCUGUGUUUAUUAAACAAAAAGAGGUUUGAAAUUGGUUUUUACUUGAACAUCGACAACAGAACAAACGGGGAAAAAAACGAAUUUCAAAAAACGAAAAAAAGACGUUUGCUUAAAAUUUAAAAAAAAAUAAUAAGAAGGGUUUCAUGUGAAAAAUAAAAACUAUUCCAGACUAAGUUCGUGUUGGCUUCCGUGACGCAUUGGUGUCGAUUUUUCUUUUCCAAUCCUUAUUGUGGACAAUUUAGAAGUGUUUGUGUUCAGCAAAAUGUGAUCAGUUUUCCUUUUCUUUUAAAGACAUCAUAAUAAUAAUAAUAAUAAUUAAAAAGAAAUCAAUGGGAAAAAAAUCUUAGUGCCAAACUCCAAAGGUACUUUUUUUCUUCUUCCUAGAGCUUCAGUGUGUUUCUUGUGUGAAGUAAUUUGAUAACAUGGGUAUUUUACUAUGUGUUUUGUAUAAAUCCCUAAUAUUUAAAGGAAAAGAGGUUAAAACAGUUUGUUAACUUGCUAUCCUGUGGUCUUGUUGCCUGAAAUUGUUGUUGUUUGUUAUUUCUCUUGGAUGUUUUUUGUAAAACAUUGUACAAGUGCCCAUGUUUCACUUUUCUAACCACUCUGCACAUCCGCGCUGUGAAAGCAAACCUCACAAUGUAAUUUCUUCAUAAUGUAUGGAAACCUCUAAGGUGAGAAAGUUUUGAACUUUUAACCCUUUCCACCCAGAGCUGUCUUGAGUGUUAAUACUUUUAUACAUUCACCAUUUUGCUGUUUAUUUUUAUAUAUACAUAUAUAUAUAUCUAUAGCUAUAAAUAUAUAUAUACUUAAUUUUUGUGGUUUAUUUAAUACAUGGUUGAAAUCAGAAAAAUGCACAGGGCCGACCUGAAGGACAAAAAAAAAUAUUUUACUGCUGUCUAAAUUUCUUCUGUAUCUAUAACUUAAAAAAAUAUUUAAAAUAGUAAUUGUAGAUCUCCUUUUUAGGUCUUUGGUUUUUUGGGUUUUUUUGUUGGUCUUUUCUUAAAAAGAGCUUUUAAUAUGCUGCUGGGAAAAUGCUAUUCAGUAUUAAUAAAAUAAAAUAAUAAUUCUUUAAUUAUGUAUUGUACGACCACUCCUAGGUAGGAGAGGUAAACCCACGAUUUGAAAUCCAUUAAGGAAAAAAAAUAUUUUUGUAACAAAAUAAAAUGAACUUUUGCUUAAAAUCCAAUGCACUAGAACUUCCUGGAUGAAACUUUAUUGUGCACUGCAGUUAAAACUAUGUUUUAUGGAUGAGGUUUACACAUGUCGUAAUGCUUUGAUGUGUUAUCUGCCGUUACCUGUAAUAUAUUGAUCCAGCGCUAAUAGAUAUUAAAAAGUAGGUGUGGCAAUAUCUUUUGUUAACCUGAUUUCUGUUGAUAAGGGAACAUGCAGACUUUUGAAUUGCAGCAAA
This is a messenger RNA of Anolis sagrei ordinatus, 5946 nucleotides long. It is a transcript of the gene CELF2, whose product is annotated as CUGBP Elav-like family member 2. Gene Ontology annotation, molecular function: mRNA 3'-UTR binding. Gene Ontology annotation, biological process: regulation of alternative mRNA splicing, via spliceosome; mRNA splice site recognition. NCBI's taxonomy places the organism in Eukaryota, Metazoa, Chordata, Lepidosauria, Squamata, Anolidae. The record is from RefSeq and is a predicted model, not a curated record. Gene Ontology annotation, cellular component: nucleus; cytoplasm; ribonucleoprotein complex.